Molecule: messenger RNA, 3062 nt
Organism: Xenopus laevis (African clawed frog)
Lineage: Eukaryota; Metazoa; Chordata; Amphibia; Anura; Pipidae
Gene: cacfd1.S
Product: calcium channel flower domain containing 1 S homeolog
Exons: 6
Coding region: 290-787 (165 amino acids)
Biological process (GO): vesicle-mediated transport
Cellular component (GO): membrane; endomembrane system
Source: RefSeq, a predicted model, not a curated record
GGCUUGAUGCUUCCACAGCCUAUGCUCAUAGGAGGAGGACACCCUACUCAUUGAAGAGGCCUCCUACAUAGGGACUUAAAGGACCAGUUAUGGGGGUAGAAAUUCAUUCCAAGAAGAUCCAAAGUCACGAAAAGACCGGAAGCUAAGGAAGGAGCUGAAGAACCUAAGGUGAAUCUGGCUACUUGGGGCGUGUCACUGAGAGCCCACAAAUAUCAGUACUGGUGGCCCUAGUGGCCCAAACAGACUCUCAUCUGGGAUCUCAGGGCCUUGACUGCAAAUCUACAAGAAGAUGAGUUCCGUGGAGCCUGAGAAUAUGACCCAGGAGCCCACAGCUGCCGAAUCUAAGGAUGAUGGCAUGACCUGGUGGUACCGAUGGCUGUGUAGGCUCGCUGGCAUCUUGGGCGGCUUCUCUUGCGCAGUGGCUGGACUUUGGAGCUGUGUCACAAUAAACCCACUAAAUAUCGCGGCGGGGGUGCUGAUGAUGCUGAAUGCGUUCGUCCUGGUUCUCUGCGAGGCUCCAUUUUGCUGCCAGUUUGUUGAGUUUGCAAACACGGUUUCUGAAAAGGCCGACAGGCUGAAAUCCUGGCAGAAAGCGGCAUUUUAUUGUGGGAUGGCGCUGCUUCCCAUCUUUAUCAGCUUCACGUUUACCACCUUGUUCGGCAAUGCUAUUGCGUUCGCAUCGGGAGUGCUGUACGGCCUGUCCGCCCUGGGCAAGAAGGGGGACGCAAUCUCAUACGCUAAACUUCAGAAACAGCAGCCUGACGAGGAGAAACUGACGGCCACAUAAUGGAGCGGGACCCGACCGCUCCCAAGGACCCGAGCUUAGACGAGAAAUACUUUUUUUUAGGUUUAACAAAUUUUCCUUAUUUAUGGAUCUUUGCUGUGAUAUUCUGAAGAAUCCUGUACUGUGUGUGUGUGACGACUCUGGCCACAGCAGAAGGCUCCCAUGGAACACUUUGGAAUCUGGUUCCAGCAAGGGCUGUGUGCGUCGGUGGCUGUCUCUGGAUUGUGACCGUUGCUUUCCAUUUCCGUCGGACAAGAAACACUAUUUCCAACUGGCCGUCCCUGACUUGUAGCUGUAGCCUCUUGUGGGUGGUCAGAGUUCCAGCUAGAUGCAGGGAGUGCGGUUUUUAUUGUAGCACUAAUCUCUGUGUUCAUGCUGUGAGGCUGAAAUACUUAUACAGACAAAGUCAGCUUUGCCUUCUGUUGGUUCCACUAGAUCUGACCAUACUUUGGACUCAACACUAAAAGCCCGUACAAAGGAAUGACGUGCUCCCAGUCAAUGAUUGGGGCUUGUUAGGGAUUUUUGCCCAAGUCCAAUUGAAAUCCAAUUAGUGCGUCUAUGAUCAUAUAAACUGACAUAUAAAGUAUUGUUUAGGCCUAGCAUUUCAUUUAGGCAGCUCCCUGACCCUUAAAGUUCAUUGAGAGCACAGCAGGCCUCCCUAAUUCUUUUCACCAGUUAGAACAAUGGCAGUUUCAUGAGGAUAACAAGUCAGAGGGAAAUCACGAUGCCUUACAAAAAACCAAGGCACGAUUAGUUUCUUAGCUAAUUCGUUCAGCCACGUAUUUGCUCAGGUGUGGCCUUUGGGAAUUCCUUUCAUAAAGAUUCACUUUCUCAGGGUUCGAUGCCCCAUAUUGGUGUGAUGAACGUGUGCUUGUAUAUUGCCUAUUGUUUUCCUAUAGAAGAAUAUGGUGCUGUGUUUUACAUACUGAGCUUUACAUGAAGCCCUAUAACCAUAAUGAUCGAGGCCUUCUGAGUUAUCCUCCUCUGGACUUAAGAGUGUCAGUGGCACUGCACAUGCUCCGUAUGCUUUGGGUUGCUGUUGAGAAGUUACGCUUAAGGUUUGGGGGAAAUCAUCAGAACAUUAGCGUAAAGGGAGCGUGUAUCUGUCAUAGAAGCUGAUGGUAGGGUCUGAUUAUCGAUGCUGAUACAGACUGCAAUGAUUUCUAUGCCGCCCUCAGUGUGAAUUAAUGAUUGAUCAGCCCUAUACUGUGAAUUUUAUACUGUUUAUAAAUAGUGUAUUGUGAGUCGUCCCCUAAGCUCAGGUAAUAACCCCAGAGAAGAUGGGGAGAUGUUUGGGGGGCUUGGAAGCUCAAAACAUAAGGUGUAGUAUUUUUAGCCUAAUAUUUAUUCUUUUACUUUUUCUCCCAACCAAUGACAAAAAAUGUUGAUGAGUGUUCUCCAUAAAGGGUAUCUUUCCUAUUACACUUUUGCUAUGGCCAUACCCCAGAUUCCAUCAGCAUUAUAUUCAAAAUAUAUAACAAUGAACAGGCACUACACUGAGAUUUUUUGGGGUGCCUGCUCAUAGUUACAUAUUUGGUUUAAUUUUCUCUCCUUAGCUGUAAGUUUGGGGCUGGGCACCCAAACCCAACAUUUCUACUAGCAGGUGUCUACUAUCCAACAUUCUUGGGGUUAUUUCUUAUCCUUAAUAGUGUUCUAUUGUGUAGGAUUCUCUGACUAACAUUAGAUUGAUAGGUGGGCCAGAGAACAAUGGAUUUCCGAUGCAAGGCAGAAUGUUCAAUGGAAACACUUGUACAGAAUGUUGUAUGCCUUUUAACAUUUGAUAUAGAGAAUAAUAACGGGGGAGGUAUUUGUACCUACAAAAGAAGGAGCAAAUUCUGGAAUGGGGCCCUUACAUAGUAAAGGUAUCUGUGCUGUUGCUUUAAGAGAAAAGACUGCUGUUACAGGUAAAGUAGCGCUGUUUACAUGGGAGGGCUGUUUUUAAUUACUGUCUUUAAUCCUUUCGUUAUUAACAAGCUGUUCCUUUACGGAUGAUUCCCAGCGAUUAGAGUUUAUAUAUUUAAUGAACUAUUAAUGAAUCAGUGAUACCGGGGGAAAGGGAACUAACAGAUAUCUUUAUAAGAUGGUGUACCUCUUUUCUUCUUGCGGUGCUGGCUCAGAAUCACAUGAAUUAGACAGGGACUGGACUUUUUUUUUUUUUUUUUAAUGCAAGUUUUGAAAUUGCUGUGGUUUGUCAGUGAAUUUGACUUUCUUGAGGUCCUCGAUGUACUGAGACUUGUUCUGACUCUAUGCAGUGAAUAAAAGAAAGACAAAUACCUUC